Molecule: messenger RNA, 1674 nt
Organism: Suhomyces tanzawaensis NRRL Y-17324
Lineage: Eukaryota; Fungi; Ascomycota; Pichiomycetes; Serinales; Debaryomycetaceae
Product: catalase
Exons: 1
Coding region: 1-1674 (557 amino acids)
Biological process (GO): response to hydrogen peroxide; hydrogen peroxide catabolic process
Cellular component (GO): mitochondrion; peroxisome; cytoplasm
Molecular function (GO): catalase activity; heme binding
Source: RefSeq, a predicted model, not a curated record
AUGGUUUCAGAACACUUGCACAACACCCAGAAAGACCCUGCCGUCUAUGCCACCUCCAACGGUGUGCCAUACCCCAACCACCCCUACGGAUCGCAGACCGCUGGUCCUGGAGGGCCCUUGUUGCUCCAGGACUUCAACUUGAUCGACGAUCUCUCCCACUUUGACAGGGAAAGAAUCCCAGAAAGAGUGGUCCAUGCCAAGGGUGGAGGUGCCCACGGUUACUUCGAGUUGACAGACUCGUUGUCGGACCUCACCUACGCUCGUCCCUUCCAGUCUGUGGGCUACAAAUGCCCUAUUUCCAUCAGAUUCUCCACAGUUGGAGGAGAACGUGGGACUCCUGACACCCUCCGUGAUCCCCGUGGUUUCUCGAUCAAGUUCAAGACUGACAUCGGAAACAUGGACUGGGUGUUCAACAACACCCCCGUGUUCUUCAUCAGAGACCCCAUCAAGUUCCCCAAGUUCAUCCACACUCAGAAGAGAGACCCCUCCACCCACUUGAACCAGAACACAGACUCUACCCACACCUGGGACUACUAUGUGUUGAACCCGGAAAGUAUCCACCAGGUCACCUACAUGUUCGGCAGAAGAGGCAUUCCUAAGAGUUGGGCUGAAAUGCACGGCUAUUCUGGCCACACCUUCAAAUUCAUCAACGACAAAGAUGAGCUUACUUACGUGCAGAUCCACAUCAAGGCUGAUGGCGGGUUCCCCACGCUCUCCAACGAUGAAGGUGCUAAGUUGGCUGGUUCCUCGCCAGAACACAACAUCAAGGACCUCUACGACAGAAUCGCCGCUGGAAAGUAUCCUGGCUACACCACCUACGUGCAAACGAUGACAGCCAAGCAGGCUGAAGAGUUCAAGUACUCCAUCAACGAUUUGACCAAGGUCUGGCCCCACGACCAGUUUCCAUUAAGAAAGUUCGGAAGAAUCGUCUUGGACAAGAACCCAGUCAACUACCACGAUGAAAUCGAGCAGCUCGCGUUCUCUCCUGCCCAUUUGGUUCCAGGUGUGGAGGCUUCUAAUGACCCAGUGUUGCAGUCCAGAUUAUAUUCAUACUCCGACACUCAUCGUCACAGAUUGGGUGCUAACUACCAGCAAUUGCCGGUGAAUAAGCCCCGUACAUUCGAGCAAAACUCGGGAUGUCCUUUCUUAGCUGGUAAUUUCCAGAGGGACGGUGCCGCAUCAAUCGACGGCCAGGGCUUUAGACCCAACUACUUGAGCUCAAUUCUUCCACUUAACUCGGUUUCAAAUGAUCCAAAAACUUUCACCAACGGAUUGCCUCAGGUUGAGGACGCUAAGUACGUCGGUGUCGUUCAAGCCAAGGAUACUGACAAGUAUACCAUCUUGCAGAAGGAAAGAGCCAAGAGAGCGCACGAAGAAGCCAUUUGGUUGAAGUCUUACGACUACAUUUCUGGUAUUGAUGAACUUGACUUUGAACAGCCAAGAAAAUUGUACCAAGAUGUGUUCACUAGCGAUGAGAAGAAGGAGUUCGUGGAAGCUGUAGUUGGGCACGCUUCAAGUAUUUCCAUUCCACGCAUCAAGGAAAGAGUGCCACUUUACUUCGGCUUGCUUGAUGCCGAUUUGGGUAAGAAGAUCGCUGACGGCUUGGGUGUCAAGUUCCAGCAUUUGAACCUUCAAGAAUAUGUCAAGGAAGUUGGUAUUGCUCCAGCAAACUGA